This is a messenger RNA of Gadus morhua (Atlantic cod), 992 nucleotides long. RefSeq names its product trypsin-2-like. Gene Ontology annotation, molecular function: serine-type endopeptidase activity. NCBI's taxonomy places the organism in Eukaryota, Metazoa, Chordata, Actinopteri, Gadiformes, Gadidae. The record is from RefSeq and is a predicted model, not a curated record. The transcript has 6 exons. Bases 149 to 886 code for a protein of 245 amino acids. Gene Ontology annotation, biological process: proteolysis.
UCACAUCCCUCCAAAGAAUCUUUGUGAUUGGUUUUACCUUCGAGGGGAGAUAUGGUGACGUGGACAUAGAUUUUCAACCUAAAGGGGAGAAGUUGGCCUGUGUUUCUCCUCAGUUUGUAAUAGAGGCUUCUAGUCUUCUUCAGCCACGAUGAUGAUCUCUGGAGUGCUUCUGCUGGCACUCACUGGUGUUUGCCUGGGUUUUGACGACCGUAUUGUCGGAGGGUACGAGUGCAAAGACCACUCUGUGCCCUGGCAGGUCUCGCUCAACAACGGCUGGCACUUCUGUGGCGGGACGCUGAUCAACAACCUGUGGGUGGUCAGCGCGGCCCACUGCUACAAAGAAGGGAGAGAGAUUGAGGCGAGGUUGGGCGAGCACCACAUCGGGUACAAGGAUGGCCCUGAGCAGUUCAUCGCCUCGGCCGAGGUUGUUAUCCACCCGGACUGGGACCGAUACAACAUGAACAACGACAUCAUGCUAAUCAAGCUAGCCGCGCCGGCGCAGAUCAACCAGUACGUGAGCCCAACGGCCCUGCCCAAGACCUGUGCUCCUGCGGGCACGCAGUGCCUCGUCUCCGGGUGGGGAGCCACCCAGAGUCCCUUCGGCUGUCUGAAGUGCCUACACUGCCUGGAUCUGCCCAUCCUGCCCCAGCAGGACUGUGAGAAGUCCUACCCCAACAGGAUCACCUCCGCCAUGUUCUGCGCCGGCUUCCUGGCGGGAGGGAAGGACUCCUGUCAGGGAGACUCUGGUGGCCCUCUGGUGUGUAACGGGGAGCUCCAGGGAGUGGUGUCCUGGGGGUGGGGCUGUGCUGAGGAGAGCCGCCCCGGUGUCUACGCCAAGGUCUGCGAGUUUACUGACUGGAUCGAGCAAACUAUGAACCUUCACUGAGACCCAGCAGUUACAGAGGGGACAAAUAUGUGCCAUCACUAUUUUAUUUUUCUAUUUGUGUAACUCAAAAACUCAAAAAAUAAAAGAGUAAAGCAACCACAUUUAA